AUGACAAUUGAUACAAAUCCUAAUGCAGAAAAAUUAGCUGGAUGGGCUGUUAGUGGUGAUGAAGAUAAUUCAAGAGCUAAAAUUCUUUAUUUAACAGAUGGAUUAUUGAAAGAACGUUUACUCAAUGAUGCAAAUUUUAUUACAAAUCAUACACUUGCUAAUAAAUCGAUCGUGCUUUUUGUGGAUGAAGUGCACGAAAGAUCUGUUAAUAUUGAUCUUUGUUUAGCAUUAAUAGCUCGUAUGCUUACUGAUAAUCGAGCGUUAUCAUCAAGAAUCAAAGUUAUUAUUUCAUCUGCUACACUACAUCCAUCUGUACCAAAACUUUUUCAAAGUAUAAAAAAUGUUAAAUUUUCAGAAUUUACAAGUCCAACUAUGGGCACUCUGCAUCUUGUAAAACCGAUUCAAAGGCCAAACGCAAACAUAAUAAAUAUUGUACAAGAGUUAUAUAACAAACGAGAAAGACAAGAUCAAAUAUUAUGUUUUGUUAAUUCAGUUUCAGAAGUUAAUCAAUGUUGUCGUUUAUUAGCUGAAAUAAGUCAAAAAACAGUUGUUGCUUAUCCAUUAGUUCAAUCUCAAUCGUCUUCUACUCAAAAAGAAUAUCUUCGAAAAGGAAGUGUUUUCUUUUCAACAACAGUUGCUGAAACUUCUUUAACAUUUCCAUCAUUGAAAUAUGUGAUUGAUACUGGUAUGAUUAAUAUUCCUGUUUUUGAUAUUGGAACUCAACGAAUGAUAUUGAAAGAAGUUCAUGCAGCUGAAUCAACAAUAAAACAACGUUAUGGACGUUUAGGAAGAACACAGCCUGGAGAAUAUUAUGCUUUGUAUGAUUUUGAUCCUAAAACUAAACCAUUUCCGGUACCACAAAUAUGUCAAUCGGAUUUAAUUAGUAUUGAAUUUUCAUUGCGAAAAUCCCCAUUGAAAAAUGGAUUAGAUUAUAUGAAACAAUUUUUACCCGAACAACCCAAACGAGAAGCUAUUUUUUAUACCACGCAGGAAUUAAUACGAAUGCAAGUUUUGAAGGAAAGUUCCAAUGAAUUGACAACCUAUGGUAAAUUACUUGCUAAAUUACCUGAUUUUGGUUCUUUGCCUAUGGCACAAUGUGUAUUAGCUGCUCUUCGAAAAUACAAUUGCGGACGCGAUUUGAUUUGUCUUGCAUCUAUUCUAAGUGUUUUAAAUACAACAAAUCUAUUAACACAAAUACCACCACGUUUUAAAAGUUCUGAUGGUGAUUUUAUGACACUUCUAAAUGUAAUGAAUGAAAUUUUAUUAAUUAAGAAAUCUGUUCCAGCACGAUCAUUCAUAUUAGCACGUGUCUGUGAUGUGAAAGGUCUUAGUCAUAUAAGACAUGUUAUUGGACAAGCAUUAAGACGAUAUGAUACUUUAGAAAAAUCAUUUGAUCUUUCAAAUGAUUAUCGUGAACAAGCUCAAAUUCAAUGUGGCAAUUGGGUAUUAAUAGCAAAAUCAUUAUUAGCAGGUUAUUCUGAUAAUGUCUUUGUUUCUAAAAGAGAUUUACAAGAUCGAACUCAUCAUUUUCUACGUUAUGGUAAUGCAAAUGAUACAGCUGUUUUAGAUUUAAAAUCAACAUUAAUACAACCGAUAAGUCAACCACCUGUAUCUCUUGUCGUAGCGCGAAAUAUUCUUUAUUUGAGUUCAGUUCGUCUAAUAGCUAUAAUUUCAUUCUUAGGAAAAAUAAAAGCUGAUUGGAUUGAACAUGAUGUUGAAAGACAUAUAAAAUUAAAUGAAACCGAAGAAAAUUUUCUUAAAGCUAAUAAUGGAUAUUCAACUGCAAGAACAAUCUUUUCCAACACCGUUCGGAUGGGAUUAAAUAAUAGACUUCUUAGUUUAACUGGAACGGCAGGUGUUACACUCAAAAGUGAAUUAUAUCUACUUCAACAAUUAAUUGUUCAGCAGACAUUUUCGUUACAAAAUAAUAAUACAAAAGAUUCAACAGCAUAUAAGAACUUAUCACAAAAUUUAUUCAGUGUCACGAAAAUGACUCAAAUAUUUAAUCCAAUGAUUCGGAGAUGGGCAGCUCAAAAACAAGUUACAAUAACAGUAAAUAGUAAUGCAGCCACUAAAACGUGUGAUAUAACAGUGAAAGGACGAGAUUCGGAAAUUAGAAAAGUCAAAGAAGAAUUCGAUUCAUUUUUAGGUUGGUUAAAAAUGUGUGCUGUUGUUAGACAUCCAAAUUCAGGUGUUUCUCCACGUCUUCUUCGUGCUCAAGUGCGUGCUAAUUGUGAAGAUAUUGAGGAAAGAAUUUCUCAUAUUACAGAUCCUAAACGAAUAUACAUUGAUUUGUAUAAUAAUGUUAAGAGCUCAACAGCAACACGUGAAACACGAAUGGAAGUUGUUGCUUGGGUAGCUGUUUGUAAAUUUAAUUGUAAAUUAGAAGGUGGUUUUGUUCGAGAUUGGGUUGUUGGAAAAUAUGUAACACGACCAGCUAUUGCAAAUCCAAAGGACUGGAUUGAAUAUAAGGCAAAUCAUCACGGCGUAAAUAUUCCUUAUAUGAAUAGACAAGUUGUUCCAGCUGAUUUAGACUGUCAUUUACCAACAUACGGUUCAUUUGAUAUUGAGAAAUUUCAAGAUGAACUUCAUAAAUUUGGUAUGAAGUGCGAAUGUUAUCGAGAAGAAUGGAGAUAUGUUUUAUUAAUUGAUGAAGGUGUUCGAACAGGACCAUUUACUAUGGAUCUAAUUGAACCACAUGUUGCAUUAACACACGAUCGUAUUGAUUUUGAUGUUAGUAAUUUAGUGUUGGAAAAAAACUAUACACGUGACCUAGGAAUGCGUAUUGAUAUUCAACAAAAACCCUACUCAAUUGAACUUGAAACAAUUAUUAAUAAUAUCAAAAAUAAACAGUUUUAUGUUCUUCGUAGUAUUGACAGUAAACUCACUGAACGUAUUGAAAAAAUGACAAAAAUUCGUCAUUGGAAACAAUUAGAGCCAACAUUCAAUAUUUUACCAAAUCCACCUUUAAAAUGUAAUGCACUUCUUGUACCAUUACAUUAUACAAGUAUUACAUAUCAAGCUCUAUUAAAACAAAUGCAACUAAUCAAUCCUUACAUAGAAAUAAAAUCUAUUGAAGAAAUUAAAAAUCCAUAUUUGGAAGAGAUCUAUGAAGGUAUGAAAAAAGUAAUUAGUACACAAUGUCAGGGAUUUAAUCCACAUGAACGUGAACUUUUUCAUGGUACAAGUGGUGAUGGAAUUAAGGGAAUAACUGAAUAUGGUUUUGAUGAUCGAUUUUAUAAUCCAGAUGGAGCUUGGGGUCAUGGUGCUUAUUUCGCUGAUGAUCCUCGAAAAUCGCAUCAAUACACAAAUCCUGUUGCAGCAGAUGAAACACGCGUCAUAUUUUAUAAUAAAGUACUAUUGGGCAAUGAAUCAAUCUGUUCAGCCGCCGAUAACUCAUUAGUAUCUGCACCAAAAGGUUAUCAUUCAAUCCAAGGAACGGCAUUUACAUAUAAGGAAUACAUAGUCUAUCGCUAUGGUCAGGCGAGACCUUAUUUAAAAGUCACUUAUAAACCUUAA
This is a messenger RNA of Rotaria sp. Silwood2, 3519 nucleotides long. NCBI's taxonomy places the organism in Eukaryota, Metazoa, Rotifera, Eurotatoria, Philodinida, Philodinidae. The record is from the annotation of a GenBank genome assembly.